AUCUGGGUGAAAAUGUCGUCUUCAAGACCUAAUCAUUCGUCCAGCACUUCAGGGAGAUCAAAACACAGUGCUAGGAUUAUCGCACAAACCCCUAUAGAUGCAAAGCUCCAUGCAGAUUUUGAGGAGUCGGGUAGUUCCUUUGACUACUCAAGUUCAGUGCGUGUCACCGGUGUGGCUGGUGGAGAUCAAAAACCUAGGUCUGGCAAAGUAACCACAGCUUACCUCCAUCAGAUACAAAAAGGCAAGCUGAUCCAACCAUUCGGGUGUCUGUUAGCCUUAGAUGAGAAAACUUUCAAAGUCAUUGCCUACAGUGAGAAUGCCCCUGAGAUGCUGACAAUGGUUAGUCAUGCUGUUCCAAGUGUUGGGGACCAUCCUGUUCUUGGCAUUGGAACUGAUGUGAAGACAAUCUUUACUGGCCCUAGCGCAGCUGCAUUGCAAAAGGCCUUAGGAUUUGGGGAGGUUUCUCUGUUGAAUCCCAUCUUAGUUCAUUGCAAAACCUCUGGGAAGCCCUUUUAUGCAAUUGUCCACAGGGUAACAGGCAGCUUUAUCAUAGAUUUUGAGCCUGUUAAGCCUUAUGAAGUAUCCAUGACUGCUGCAGGGGCAUUGCAGUCGUACAAGCUUGCGGCCAAAGCUAUUACCCGGUUGCAGUCUUUGCCAAGUGGCAGCAUGGAUAGACUUUGUGAUACGAUAGUUCAAGAGGUUUUUGAACUCACUGGUUAUGACAGGGUUAUGGUCUAUAAAUUUCAUGAUGACGAUCAUGGAGAGGUUGCCUAUGAGAUCACAAAGUCUGGCCAUGAGCCUUAUGUGGGUUUGCAUUAUCCAGCCACAGAUAUUCCUCAGGCUGCACGUUUCUUAUUCAUGAAGAAUAAGGUCCGAAUGAUCUGUGAUUGCCGAGCAAAACAUGUGAAAGUGAUUCAAGAUGAGAAUCUUCCACUUGAUCUAACCUUGUGUGGUUCGACUCUCAGGGCUCCACACGGUUGUCAUUUACAGUAUAUGGAAAAUAUGAAUUCUAUUGCUUCUCUGGUUAUGGCAAUUGUAGUCAAUGAUAAUGAUGAAGAAGGAGACAGCUCUGACUCUGCACAGCCACAAAAGAGGAAGAGGCUUUGGGGUUUAGUGGUGUGCCACAACACUACUCCAAGGUUUGUUCCCUUCCCUCUUCGUUAUGCUUGUGAAUUUCUUGCUCAAGUGUUUGCCAUCCAUGUCCACAAGGAGUUAGAAUUGGAAAAUCAGAUCCUUGAGAAGAAUAUCCUACGUACACAGACGCUAUUGUGUGAUAUGCUAAUGCGAGAUGCACCCUUAGGUAUUGUGUCGCAGAGCCCCAAUAUCCUGGAUCUUGUGAAAUGUGAUGGGGCUGCCCUGUUAUACAAGAACAAAAUACAUAGAAUGGGAGUAACUCCUAGUGACUUUCAGCUGCAAGAUAUAGUUUCUUGGCUCUCUGAGUACCAUAUGGAUUCCACUGGUUUGAGUACAGAUAGCUUGUAUGAUGCAGGGUUCCCUGGAGCUCUUGCCCUUGGUGAUGUAGUGUGUGGAAUGGCAGCUGUGAGGAUAACUUCCAAGGAUAUGCUUUUCUGGUUCAGGUCUCACACGGCUGCCGAAAUCCGAUGGGGUGGUGCAAAGCAUGAACAGGGUGAGAAAGAUGAUGGUAAGAAGAUGCACCCGAGGUCGUCAUUUAAAGCUUUUCUGGAAGUCGUUAAGACUAGGAGUUUACCUUGGAAGGACUAUGAGAUGGAUGCAAUCCAUUCUCUGCAGCUUAUCCUGAGGAACGCUUUCAAGGAUACCGAAGUCAUGGAUUUAAACACGACUACAAUCCAUACGCGUCUCAAUGACCUCAAGAUUGAAGGGGUGCAAGAACUAGAAGCAGUGACAACCGAGAUGGUCAGACUGAUUGAAACAGCCACAGCGCCGAUCUUGGCAGUUGAUGUGGAUGGGCUGGUUAAUGGAUGGAAUACAAAAAUUGCUGAAUUAACUGGUCUGCCUGUUGAUAAAGCAAUUGGAAGGCAUUUACUCUCGCUCGUGGAAGAUUCUUCAGCUAAUACAGUCCAAAAGAUGUUGGAUUUGGCUCUUCAUGGUAUGUUUUAUUUCUAUCUUUCAUCCAAAUGGCCUAUGUAUUGUCCAGUCAUGCUUAAAUUCACAAAGCCAUUAGCAUGUGCAUGUGUAAGUGAUUUUUUAUCUAGACCAAAAUGGUCUGUAGUGUCAUCAAAGAGAGCUUUACCAAAAUGCUUUGUAGUGUCAUCAAAGAGAGCUUAUAUCUCACAUCGAAAUAUUAAAGCCACCCAAGAUGGUUUAUAUGUUUGA
Molecule: messenger RNA, 2295 nt
Organism: Ilex paraguariensis (yerba mate)
Lineage: Eukaryota; Viridiplantae; Streptophyta; Magnoliopsida; Aquifoliales; Aquifoliaceae
Source: the annotation of a GenBank genome assembly